This is a messenger RNA of Aureobasidium melanogenum CBS 110374, 1086 nucleotides long. RefSeq lists its product as uncharacterized. Lineage: Eukaryota; Fungi; Ascomycota; Dothideomycetes; Dothideales; Saccotheciaceae. The transcript has a single exon. Bases 1 to 1086 code for a protein of 361 amino acids. The record is from RefSeq and is a predicted model, not a curated record.
AUGCACACAUUCGCAAAUCCAAAUCCUGCUUUCAUUCCAGGCGUUCCGAAAGACCCAAAUGCCGAGUACACAAAGACCUUGGUGAUCGGGCGCAAGAAAGAGGAGAACACACUUUGGGUGGAUACCGAAUUGGAGGAUAUGCUAACCCCUAAGGGACCCCUGCGAACCGCCAUCUAUGUCGUAGACGACAAGACUGCAGAACUACAUACUCCAAAGAACAAGGGACACGAGGCUAUGGUAUACUUGUCGUACAUCAUUGACAAUUACAACAACCUCUCCGAUGUCAGCAUCUUCAUGCACGCACAUCGCUAUGCCUGGCACAACAACGAUAUCAUGGAUCUUGACUCUGCGCAGAUGAUCAGGAACCUCAAUCCCAAUCAUGUCAUCCGACACGGCUAUGUCAACCUUCGCUGUCAUUGGUCUCCUGGCUGUCCUGCAGAAAUCAGUGGUAUUCAUCCUGGAGCGCUGGUCGCUAAUGCCCAAAGGCAGGAAGAAAUGGUCAUUGCUGAAGCCUGGAGCGAGAUCUUUCCUUUGGAGCCGAUUCCACCCACAUUAUCGCAGCCCUGCUGUGCACAGUUUGCCAUUAGUAGGGAACGUAUCCAGGCUGUCCCUCUGUCCAAAUACAUCUACUACCGAGACUGGCUUUUGAAGACACCACUCUCUGAUAGUUUGUCGGGUAGAGUAUUUGAGCAGAUUUGGAUCUUCAUUUUCGGUGGUGUUGCAAUAGACUGCCCAGCCAUGAACAUCUGUUACUGCGAUGGUUAUGGCUACUGUUUUGGAGGUGCAGACAAGUUUGACGAAUUCUUUGAUCUACGCUAUAUCCUCAGAGAUCACGAAAACGAGGCGCACGAAAUCCGCAAGAACGAGGCUUUGAUCAUGGAAGCCAAAAAUGAAGGCCGGAUACCAGAAGAGACGGACAAUCUGGUCAUUCCGGAGCCUGGACGCAAAGAAUGGAUUCAUGACGAGAUUGAGAAGCUGCGUUGGCAGCUUGGAGGACUGAGAGCUGAGGCGUGGAACAGAGGACGAGAUCCUCGAAAUCGGGCUGCAGAAGCAGGUCGAGAAUGGAAAGAAGGAGAUGGUUUCUAG